AUGGCCAUUGCCUUGGGCAUGGCAGCAGCGAAGCAGCUUCUGCCUGCCGACCGAAAACUUCGAAAGGGCGACUGGAGUGCCCGCGGGCUCCCUUCUGACGGCGACCCAGACCCGAUGAUGCAGCUGAGCUUAGAGGGCCAGACGGCACUCGUGCUGGGCUAUGGUGAAGUUGGGCGCAGAGUUUCCCGCGUGCUUGCAGCCAUGAACAUGCGAGUGCUCGCCACGCGGAAGACUGCAGCGCAAGGCGACGCCAAGUCUCCGGAGCCAGGUGCUGUGAUCUUGGCUCAUCCGUCUCAGCUACAUCAGCUGCUUCCCAGGGCCCAGAUGCUUUUCAUCUGCCUUCCCGACACUGCAGAGACGGAGGGCCUUAUCGGGGAGCGAGAGAUCUCUCUACUGCCACCGGGCUCGGUGAUCGUCAACGUGGGCCGCGGGCAUGUGAUCAACGAGGAGGCCUUCUUCAGCGCGCUGAAGAGCAACCACUUGCUGGGGGCUGGAGUCGAUUGCUGGUACAAGUACCCAGCAGAUGCCAGGAGCCGCAGCAACACCCCCGUGUCUGCAAAGUUUGACUUUGGAGGCCUCGACAACAUCGUAAUGUCACCACACCGCGCCGGCUCAGUCGGCCUGCCCGCGACGGAGCGCUACCGCAUGGCGGCCUUGGCCGAGCUGUUUAAUGCCCCGCUGUUGAUGGCAUACCUGUUGGUGGCAGAGGCGAAGCUUCCGAUGGGCGACGAGGAUGCUUAUACAUACUCGGGCAUUGCCAUGUCCAUGGUGGAUGAACUCAACGAGUUGGUGAAGCCGAUUCUGGCAGAGACAUCUGUGUGGCCUUAUCGCGAGGCCAUCUCGAGAUUGCAACUUACAGAAAACGCGGCUUUGCAGGCCAGGCAGUCCUACCCCACGCUGCUGGGCGGGCCCCGUGGGAUCACGCUGGAGUUCGUGGUAGUGCACUGCAAAGAGCCGCUGGAAUGGGUAGAGGCGGACCUUCUGCCGAUUGCCCCUGCCGGCUCGCAGCUCACGUUCUACGAGAAAUGCGGGGAGGAGCCGAAGUUCUCAGGCGCUGUGACGCAGCACUUUGCGCCAGUGUCGAUCAGAUCCUGUAGGGAUCCCAUAGACGGCCCUCGUGGAGAUGAGUGCCUGGGCUACUUGGCUCACAUCGUCUCCAACUACUGGAACUUGGCCACGUUCACGGUCUUUCUGCAGGAGUGUGGGGUGUGUCGGUGUGUCGUGAAAUGCUGA
Symbiodinium natans is the source of this 1233-nucleotide messenger RNA. Lineage: Eukaryota; Dinophyceae; Suessiales; Symbiodiniaceae. The record is from the annotation of a GenBank genome assembly.